Molecule: messenger RNA, 1540 nt
Organism: Brachypodium distachyon (stiff brome)
Lineage: Eukaryota; Viridiplantae; Streptophyta; Magnoliopsida; Poales; Poaceae
Product: aspartic and glutamic acid-rich protein
Exons: 3
Coding region: 318-1250 (310 amino acids)
Source: RefSeq, a predicted model, not a curated record
UGCUCUAUUUGCCGUCGCGGUAGAGAAGCGCAGAGUAGCACGCAAGGCCGCCGCCCUCUUCUUCUUCUCCACAGACGAGACGGGACCAAAUCCCGCAAAAUCCAAUCCGACCUUGACCGGCCGAUUUGUCUGUUUGGUUUCUCGCGCCCGGUCCUCUCCGAUCCGGAGCAAGCAACCCCGGCACGCACGCGUCCGCCUCUAGCUGUCUCGCGUUCUUGCCGCAGAUCGGGGAAUUCCGAGAACGCCAGAUUGCGCUGCGGCGAGAUCGGGUUUCCUUUUGUUUCUUCGGGUUUUUGUUGUGGGUGAGGGAGGGAUCGAUGGCCGGUGGAGGGAGCAGGAGGGGGACGGGCGCCGAGGAGGUGAGGAUCGGCAGCGGCAACGUGUUCGCGGCGCUCGAGACGCUCAAGAAGAAGAAGAAGCCGGCGGCGGAGGCGAAGAAGAAGGAGGCGCCGGCGGCAAAGCCGGAGGUGUUCUGGGCGCCCGCGCCGCUCACCGCCAAGUCAUGGGCCGACGUCGAGGACGACGAUGAUGACGACUACUUUGCCACCACCGCGCCGCCGAGCGCCGUCUGGGGAACCCAGGAGGACAACGCGGCCGCCGUCCAUGAGGACGACCAGGAGCACUCUGCCCUUGAGCAGGAAAUUGAGAGUGAAGAUGAUAGCCUUGAUGAUGAGGUUGAUGCUGCUGCUGAGGAGGAAUAUGAAGCAGCAGAUGAUGUCCCUUCUGCACAAGCAGCGAAGAAAGCUGUAGCUCCAAUCGCACCGGCUAAAGAUACUGAAAGACAGCUCUCUAAAAAGGAGUUAAAGAAAAAGGAGUUGGAAGAGCUUGAUGCUGUGUUGGCUGAGUUGGGAAUUUCAGAUAAAGCUACUCAACAUGAAGCAAACGACAAGAAAGGUGCAUGUGAAGCUGCUGAUGGGGAGGAAAAGGAAGAUGCAACUGUUCCUUCAGAGAGUAAGACAUCCAAGAAGAAGAAAGCUAAGAAAGACAGGUCCUCAAAGGAGGCAAAAGAAACACAUGAUCAGAACGACAUGGCUGACGAUGCUGCUGGUGCAGAACCUGAUGAAGAUGCAGCUUCAGUGGAUGUCAAGGAGCGCAUAAAGAAGGUAGCCUCAAUGAAGAAAAAGAAGUCUAGCAAAGAGAUGGACGCAGCAGCAAAGAUCGCUGCAUCUGAAGCUGCAGCCAGGAGAGCAAAGCUUGCGGCAGCAAAGAAGAAAGAUAAGAACCAUUACAACCAGCAGCCUUUGCGGUGAACAGCGGCUUAAGUUUUGGAUGCUGAAACUCCAGAUGUUACAUUGUCCUUUUGGAUCUGCAACAAACUUUUUGAGAUGUGUUUACCGCUUGGAGUGGGCACCUCGUGACGCUCAUCUGGGAAUUCUCUAAGACUCUGAAUUGUUCAUCACAGGAACCUUCUUGAAUAUAUGUGGGAUAUUUCGUAGUACUUGGUUUGUCUGAUGUGGUUGCUUGCGGUGGUCUGCAAACUGUGAUGUUCGUAUCAAGCUGUUGAUAUUAUUUUAUUGUACAAGUCAUCCUGUUGAUGUUA